Messenger RNA from Cydia strobilella, 448 nucleotides. Its product is annotated as chorion class high-cysteine HCB protein 13-like. The transcript has 2 exons. Gene Ontology annotation, biological process: chorion-containing eggshell formation; multicellular organism development. The record is from RefSeq and is a predicted model, not a curated record. Gene Ontology annotation, cellular component: egg chorion. Lineage: Eukaryota; Metazoa; Arthropoda; Insecta; Lepidoptera; Tortricidae. Bases 87 to 437 code for a protein of 116 amino acids. Gene Ontology annotation, molecular function: structural constituent of egg chorion.
GAAGGAUAAAAUUGUAGUAUAAAAUGAGGAUUCUUUAACUUAAUUAUGCAUUCUUGGUUUGUGAACAGACUUAGGAAGAAGUAAAAAUGGUUUUCAAAUUUACCGUAAUUUGCGCCUUCGCCUUCUUGGUACAGGAGAGUAUCGCCGGACAGAACUACGGUUGCAGCUGCCAAUCGAUCAGCAUCCCCUGCAGCGGUGGCGCCCUGAACAUACAGGCUAUCGGUCCCAUCACUCCGUCCGGCAUCGCCGUGGCCACAGACCUGGGCCUGUCCGGCGACCUGGACCUGUCCGGCACGCUGCCGUACCUGAGCGCGGUGGCAUUCGAGGGCCAGUUCGACACCCGCGGCUCAGCGCCGGUGUGCUACGGCUGCGGGGACUGCGUCGCCAUCACGGAGCAGAUCGGUGGAUCCAGCGGCUGCGGAUGCGGCAAACGCUAAAAGUGCUAAAA